Messenger RNA from Cordyceps militaris CM01, 1830 nucleotides. RefSeq lists its product as uncharacterized. Gene Ontology annotation, biological process: regulation of DNA-templated transcription. Bases 1 to 1830 code for a protein of 609 amino acids. The record is from RefSeq and is a predicted model, not a curated record. NCBI's taxonomy places the organism in Eukaryota, Fungi, Ascomycota, Sordariomycetes, Hypocreales, Cordycipitaceae. The transcript is spliced from 4 exons. Gene Ontology annotation, cellular component: nucleus. Gene Ontology annotation, molecular function: DNA-binding transcription factor activity, RNA polymerase II-specific; zinc ion binding; transcription cis-regulatory region binding.
AUGCAGGCCGCGCAAAAGGGCCCCAAGGCCUGCACAACAUGCGCAAAAGCAAAAGCGCGAUGCAUUCCCGGCAAUACAGACGCCGACAAGUGCGAGAGAUGUCAAAGAUUGGGUAAAGAAUGCUUCUCCCGCCCGCCCGCGCCGCCGCGCAUCAAAAAGCGGCCCAAGCGAUCCCGGGUCGCGGAGCUGGAGAAGAGACUGAAUGAGCUGUCCUCGCAGGUCGGACAGGGCCACGCGCGACUCCCUACGCCUGAAGAUGCGGCCGCGUCGGAGCGGGCUACGUCGAGCGCCCGGACGGCGCGCAGCGGCGACAUCAAGAGCGAUCUAGUCGAGAUUGUCAACCUGCAGCACUGGUUCCCCAACACGGCCAGCUCGUCCGGCGACAAGGACAAGUCGGCGUCGCCGCCGGCCGCGCCGCGCGCCGGCUGGGAGGCCGAGGCCUUUCAGCACAUGGACUCGAUCUGGCCGCUGCCCGAGGACGCGGCGACGCUGCUCACCGAGUACCAUGCGCUGUGGGCCGAGACGUUCCCCUUCAUCGUGGUCCCGCGCGACAUGACAUCCGAGGACCUGCGCGACAAGCGGCCGUUUCUGUGGAAGGGCAUCAUGCUGACGGCAUCCUUUUUCGACGCCGCCCGCCAGACGGGCCUCGGCGGCGAGAUGCUCUCCGACAUGGCCCGCGCCGCCGUCGUCGAGGGUGUCAAGACGCUCGACCUGCUCCAGGGCAUGCAGCUGCUCAUCGCCUGGUAUCAGUACGCCGUCAAGGGCCACCAGCUGACCAGCCUGCUCUUCCUCGCCCGCUCCAUGUGCGUCAACCUGAGCUCGCCCAGCUGCGACCCGCUGCCGAGCGACGCCCGCUACUCCCAGCUGGAUCCUCUGCGCGCCUACGCCGCCACAUAUUAUAUCAAUACAAUCGUCUUUGCGACGAAUAAAAAGAAUGAUGUGUUUAUGAAUAUAUCUCACGUCGAUCUCUGUCUCAAGACGCUAGAGGGUGCCGCCGAAUACCCAUCCGAUGUAUUCCUCAUCAAACUCGUCAAAUCGCAGCAGAUUGCUCAAACCAUCGCCCUCAACAUGUCGUUUAACCCCAGGCAGCCGAUGCCACUCCCCAUCCCGGUCAUGGUGCAGACAUUCCAACAAACAAUCAAAAACUUUCGAGAUACAUUACCCAAGCAUUUGGAGGAUGACCCGUCACUAUGCGGCCAUCUCCUCAUCUCCGAGAUCCUCCUCACCGACAUUGCCCUGUCGGACCAGCACUGCGGCCCCGCCAGCAUGCCGGUCGAGACGCGUCUCGAGAUGCUGUGGUCGUGCAUCCGCGCGCUGCGCGCCUUUUUCCGCAACCGGUUCCUGCACCGCGACAUUGACAAGCCGCGCUACGUCAACCUGACCACUUCGGACAUUGCCUACAGCCUCAUCACCAGCAUCAAGCUGAUGAUGCUGCGCCUGCCCGGCUGGGACCCCAAGCACGUUGCCUCGGAGCUGACCAUCACCCAUAUGCUUCACUGGCAGAUCAACGACCUCGCCCUCAUCAUCGAGAAGCGCCGUGGCGAGCCCGCGACUGCCGGCCCAGGCGGUGGUCCCGGCAAGGUCGCGCCCAUUGCCGAGGACCCCUGGGAGCGCCUCCUCCGCCUGCUCUUCAACGCGCGGGAGCUGGUCAAUCUCCAGUGCCACUCGGGCGACAUGAGCGCGGCGGCCGCGGCGGCCGCGGCCAUGCCGGGUAUUCCGGGCCCACCGGGAUCCUCGCAGACCCUGCUAGGAGAGCUCGACGAGUCCGUAUGGUUUGACAUUGUCAACGAGACGGCCUGGAACAUGAAUGACGAAAUCAUGUCUGGGUAG